AUGCUUCGCUUACCUCGAUCGGCCAGGAAUGCGGUGAAGAUCGGGAAACCUGGAAGCGCGGCGAGCGAUGAUCCAGUCCCAAGCGGGCCUCCGGCCGGGCAAAAUAUUUUUGGCCUCUCGCCAAAUAAGCCCUCAAGAAUGGCGGAUCGCGGCGACGGUGCAUCCAAAGAUGAACAGGAAGAGGACCGAUCAGAUCGACAUCCAAGAGAGCUGUUUAAGAUGAAAACCAAACAAGCCGCGCUGAAGACCGAGGACACUACCAGGCUUCCUCAAAGGAGAGCUCGCGCUAAGUUCGAAGCGAUCACGAUUGAUGGCACCGAAGAAACCUUCCAGGAUUUCGAGCGCGCGAUGCUGGAGCCGGAAACACCGGACCAGGACGAUCCCGAGUUUUUCACGGUUCCUCCUCCGGUGGCGAGAACCAGACCCAACCGAUUUCAAGCUGACAACGAAGACAUCACGCUGAAUGAGGAUAGUGUUCGCUCCUUCGCCACUGUUUUGGAUGACGAUGUCGAGAGGGAAGAAAGUGAGUACAGGUUCCAGCAGCCUGAGAACUUUAUUGACGACAUGAUUACUAUGAAUGCCCCGCUUCAAGUUCCAAAUGGACUUGAACCGAUAUCUGAAGAACGGGAUGGCGACAACGAAAAAGGUGAAGACAAAGGACCAAAGUCGCCGGAGCCUCAUAAGCCGCGAAAGAAAAGAAAGACGAUCAAGCGGCAGAAGAAACUCGUCUACGACGUCGAGUUGACUGAGAUUCCAGCUCAAGUUUUCCAGUCCUGGCUGCAGGACACUUCAAAUAUCAUCUACAGAAGAAAUAGACGAAAGCUGUAUACACAAGCAUCGGCUGAAAGAGCAAAAGUGAUGCUGAACAAUCCCUUAACUUUCUUAGGCUGCGGUACCAUACCGAAGUCACUUUUACCAGCCUCAAUCGUUGAUCUGUGGUCCAAAGCAACCGUGGUGACUCCAAGGAAUGAACAACAAAAGACUACUUCUGAGCAGCAGAAACAACAAGAACAGCAAACAUCUGCCAAACAGCAGGACCAGCAAGUAUCUGCUGAUCAAUCGGUAGCACUACAGUAG
This is a messenger RNA of Selaginella moellendorffii, 1077 nucleotides long. Its product is annotated as sister chromatid cohesion 1 protein 1. The record is from RefSeq and is a predicted model, not a curated record. NCBI's taxonomy places the organism in Eukaryota, Viridiplantae, Streptophyta, Lycopodiopsida, Selaginellales, Selaginellaceae. The transcript is spliced from 9 exons. The coding region runs from base 1 to 1077 and encodes 358 amino acids.